This is a messenger RNA of Triticum dicoccoides, 492 nucleotides long. Its product is annotated as UTP--glucose-1-phosphate uridylyltransferase-like. NCBI's taxonomy places the organism in Eukaryota, Viridiplantae, Streptophyta, Magnoliopsida, Poales, Poaceae. The record is from RefSeq and is a predicted model, not a curated record. Gene Ontology annotation, molecular function: UTP:glucose-1-phosphate uridylyltransferase activity. The transcript is spliced from 5 exons. Gene Ontology annotation, biological process: UDP-alpha-D-glucose metabolic process. The coding region runs from base 1 to 492 and encodes 163 amino acids.
AUGAUCUUGUGGAGACUGGCUGAAAAUCACAUCCCCUGGCCGGGCUCACUACGUCUCCAACCUCGCCUCUCGCUUCGCCGCCCCGCGCUCGCCGCCCCGCACUCUGGUCUCGAGAGUGCGCGUCCCUCCUCUCCCGUCCUCUCCUCCUCUUCCCCCGAAGCAGAGUGCACGUCCCUCCUCUCCGCCCGGAUCGCGGUGGCCGCCGCCGCCGACUCCAAGAUCGACAACCUCCGUGACGCCGUCGCCAAGCUCGGCGAGAUCAGCGAGAACGAGAAGGCCGGGUUCAUCAGCCUCGUCUCGCGCUACCUCAGCGGCGAGGCCGAGCAGAUCGAGUGGAGCAAGAUCCAGACCCCCACCGAUAAGGUGGUGGUGCCCUACGACACCCUCGCGCCCCCUCCCGAAUAUCUUGACGCCAUGAAGGCGCUGCUCGACAAGCUCGUGGUGCUCAAGCUCAAUGGCGUCCACAGCACCACCAUGGGCUGCACCGCAUGA